AUGGAUCUUGUGGGAUGUGUUGAAAAAUUGCAAAUGGUCGCCGUCGAACCUAUUUCGAACUCAUUCUCAUACAGAGUGAUUGAUCCAGAUGUUCUCUCCAAGGAGGAUAAAAGUGAGGAUAAACUUGGUAUCAACUCAUUGUCGGCUGAGCAUGUGCUCGAUGAGUUCGCAAGGGAAAUCAAAGAUAUAAGGGAAGAAGUAAGCGAGCCGGUGAGGAACGUCAUCGUAAACCGUACUCGCCGUGCGAGGAAGUAUGCACAAAUCCUUGAGGGAAGAAGAGUCAUCGACUUGUGCUCGCUAGAAAUCACCAAGAGGAAGAGUUUGCGUCUCGUUGAGGCGGUGAAAGCCGAAAUGGUUAAGAAUGAGGAGGUGGAUGACAGUGGCAUGCGGUACUAG
Messenger RNA from Striga asiatica, 396 nucleotides. NCBI's taxonomy places the organism in Eukaryota, Viridiplantae, Streptophyta, Magnoliopsida, Lamiales, Orobanchaceae. The record is from the annotation of a GenBank genome assembly.